AUGUCAGCUAGAUGUGUCCUAAAGGUGGAAUUGAGAAAGGCAUAUGCUAAAUUUGACUGGUAUUUCUUCAAGAAUAUGCUGAUUGAUCUGGGAUUUCCACAGAAAAUCGUACAUUGGGUAAUGGAAUGUGUUAAUACAGUGUCAUACUCCCUAGUCAUCAAUGGUGGCUUAGCAGCUCCCUUCAGAGGAAAAAUAGGUACUAGGCAAGGUGACCUAAUGUCCUAUUACCUGUUUGUUCUUGAUAUGGAGUACCUCCAGAGGGAAAUGAAUCAAUUGGCAAGAAAUCCAGAGUUCAACUUCCAAUCAAGAUGUAAGAGGCUGGGUGUGAUACAUAUAUGUUUUGCUCACGAUUUCCUUAUAUUUUGCAUGGUUGAUUUAAAAUCUGUCAAACUAUUACAGAAAACUUUUCAGUUGUGCUCUAAUGCUUUUGGAUUCCAAGAAAAUGUGGACGAAAGUUCAUUAUAUGUGACUGGUGUUUCUUCUCUAAUUAAAGCAGAUAUAUUACAAGCACUUGGAUAUGUUGAGGUUCACUUCCAUUCAGAUACAUAG
This is a messenger RNA of Lycium barbarum (goji berry), 549 nucleotides long. RefSeq lists its product as uncharacterized. Bases 1 to 549 code for a protein of 182 amino acids. Lineage: Eukaryota; Viridiplantae; Streptophyta; Magnoliopsida; Solanales; Solanaceae. The record is from RefSeq and is a predicted model, not a curated record. The transcript has a single exon.